Saccharomyces kudriavzevii IFO 1802 is the source of this 465-nucleotide messenger RNA. RefSeq lists its product as uncharacterized. The transcript has a single exon. NCBI's taxonomy places the organism in Eukaryota, Fungi, Ascomycota, Saccharomycetes, Saccharomycetales, Saccharomycetaceae. The record is from RefSeq and is a predicted model, not a curated record. The coding region runs from base 1 to 465 and encodes 154 amino acids.
AUGACUCCACUUUUGCAAGCGGAGGCAAAAAUGAACACAAGUCUCUGCCUCACGCAGAGCAACCAACAACAUGAAUUCCACCUCAGCAGCCCUCAGUCAUUCUAUUCACCCUCGGCGCCCCACAGUAACAAUAACUCUGACAUCUUCAGCUAUAGCACCCCCAACAACAGUGGAGUGUGUUCUAAUGAUGAGUUCACCGAUCAGAAAGAUUGCAUGAACACCAUAAUGUAUAAAAAUAAUAUCAGUAAGACGUUCAAGGACGAUAUCUUCUAUUGUCCAAGAAGUUUGCUGACCCCGGAAGAACAAGUUGUAUAUCAGGAGAUUGACAAGUAUUACAUGGAACAUGCCUUAUUGACCCAAUUGCAAAUAUCCCAACCAUAUUCUUCUUCCACUCCAAAGGAGGAAAAGACUGUCAAGUUCAAUCCCUACACUUCGAAGAGCUUCAGUCCCGCCUCUUCUGAAUGA